AUGUAUGGACGUUAUUUAAUUUUAUUUGCCAUUAUUGUUAUUUUUUGGUGGCGACUGAAGCUUAAAACAUCGCAAAUCAAAGAUGUUUGGAUUAUAAAUACUGCGAACUUUGCUAGCGAUCAUUCUUUUGGUUAUAAUUGUACAGUUGAUACUUGUUUGAAUUUAUCGCUUUGUUCCGUUACUGACAAUCAACUUACCGUUUAUGUGGAACCACUGAUCGAUAUUGUUGACCAGAAUGGCGCUAUACAAAAUCCAUAUGUAUCCAGCGAAUUCAUCGAGCUUCGAGAAAUAAUAAAAAAUAGCCGAUUUUUCGUAUCGAAUAUUGAAGACGCAUGCAUUGUGAUUCCCGGUAUCGAUACACUUAAUUUGCGUAGAACACAUUAUGGAGAAUCGUUGUUGUACAGUUUGUUUAAUUUCGAUAGCAGAUACUCCGGCUUCAAUGUUUAUUUAUUUGUUUUUCUCGGAUCAACUUUGCAGUUGGGUAAAGCAAUUGUUGCGAGGGCUCAAUCAUAUCACAAAUCAUUUCGACCAAGAUACGAUAUACCGAUACCCAUAUGGCUUCCUAAUGAGAAGUCGAGAAAUUUUGAACCAGAGAAUUUCACAAGAACUUAUCUUAUUUUGGUGAUAUUAAAAUAUGCUUCAAAUAAUAUCAGAUCCGAUCUUAAAAAGAAUUUUUUCGACAGAAAAAAUCUCAUUUUGCUAGAUGAUUGUAAAAUGCUUGAAAAUUUGUUAUGCGAUAUGGAUGGGUUCCCUUAUUCCAUCGAUGAAGCUUUCAAGGCAAGCGAAUUCAUUUUGGUUAGCACAGAGAUUUCUGGUUUCGAUGCGCUUUUAAUUUCAGCUCUUCGUUUUAACUGUAUUCCAAUAAUAUUAUCAGAACUUUCUUCAUUACCAUUUGAUGAGCUUAUUAAUUGGGAUCGAAUUUCAGUUAGGUUGUUUUAUUCGCGUCUUUCUGCAGUUCAUGAAAUUAUUAAAUCUAUUUCACAAGAACGUAAAAAAAAAUAUAAAAAAAUGAUAACUCAAAUUUACAAUAAAUAUUUUUCAUCACUUAGCAAAAUAGUCCUUACUUCUUUAAAAAUAAUUGAACAUCGAAUUGUACCGAAUGGAAAAGAUUUCCACAAAGAUGAAAGUAUCGGCUAUAAUCAAAUUUCCCCUUUGUUCGCUCCCCGAAUUUCGCCCGCAGAAGGAUUCACUGCCGUUAUAUUUCCCCUCAGUCAAGUUCAGUUAUUGUUUUCUCUUAUCCAUUUACUGGCAAAAGUUCCAAGCUUGAUGAAUAUAAUCGUUGUUUGGAAUAACAUUGAAAUAGAUCCACCUCCUGAGUUCGCCUGGCCUCAUAUAUCGCGACCAAUCCGCGUUAUCAGAAUGGGCGACAGAAGUUUAUCAAAUGGAUUUAUCACUUUUUCUGAUAUUUCUUCCGAAGCAGUUUUAUCUCUUGAUGAUAGCAGUUUUCAUUAUCUCACGGUCGAUCAGGUUGAAUUUGGCUAUCAAGUUUGGCGAGAAAAUCCUGAUCGUUUGGUAAGCUAUUUGUCCACAGAAUGGAUUUAUUUCACUCCUAGUGGACCACAUUCAUCAAUAUGGCCCUAUAAUAUAUCUAUCAGCAUGGGACCAGUAUUUUAUCAUAAGUAUUAUAAUAUUCUUUUUCAUAUGUUAUUAAUGAAUGAAUUUAAAAGUUACUCGGAACUGACUUCGUAUUGCGAAAAGAUUUUAAGAAAUCUUUUCCUGGCCAAUAUAACUGGCAGAUAUCCUGUAAAUAUAUUAGUAAAGGAACCAUUUUGUCCACAAUGCCGGAACAACCGCAUCACAAUCGCACAAAAUAUUCAUAUGCAUUCUAAUUGUAUACAAAAAUUUACGGCUUUAUCUGGAGGUGAACGGAUGAUGCACAGGUACAACCCAUUGAUCAUCCAUAGUCCUAAUGGUAACGAAAAAGGUAAUCAUAAGAUUCAGCAAUUGCGACGUAUUCUUCAUGCACUUCAUUUAUUGAAAUUGACAUUUCGGCAAUUUCUGUAA
This is a messenger RNA of Dracunculus medinensis (Guinea worm), 2004 nucleotides long. NCBI's taxonomy places the organism in Eukaryota, Metazoa, Nematoda, Chromadorea, Rhabditida, Dracunculidae. The record is from the annotation of a GenBank genome assembly.